AUGUCGGCAUCUGGUGGUAGGUCUGGGGAAGGGGCAGCAGGUGCCCUAUUGGGCCACAAAGGUGAUAAGAAGCCCCUGAAGCAGCCCAAGGAGACAGAUGAGGAAGAUAAGGCAUUCAAGCAAAACAGAAGGAGGAGAAGAAGAGAGGAGGAGUUAAAAGCAAAGGCUGCAGGGAAAGGUCCCUUGGUCACAGGCACAAUUAAGAAACCUGGCAAAAAAAUCCUGGUGGUAGAUAUAUCACUACUUCCAUUGAGGAAAAUGAGAUUUCUAAAUAGGUAA
Messenger RNA from Phacochoerus africanus (Common warthog), 279 nucleotides. RefSeq names its product translation machinery-associated protein 7-like. Bases 1 to 279 code for a protein of 92 amino acids. NCBI's taxonomy places the organism in Eukaryota, Metazoa, Chordata, Mammalia, Artiodactyla, Suidae. The record is from RefSeq and is a predicted model, not a curated record. The transcript is spliced from 2 exons.